This is a messenger RNA of Calypte anna (Anna's hummingbird), 2547 nucleotides long. It is a transcript of the gene LARP6, whose product is annotated as La ribonucleoprotein domain family member 6. The record is from RefSeq and is a predicted model, not a curated record. Gene Ontology annotation, biological process: RNA processing. The coding region runs from base 113 to 1594 and encodes 493 amino acids. NCBI's taxonomy places the organism in Eukaryota, Metazoa, Chordata, Aves, Apodiformes, Trochilidae. The transcript has 3 exons. Gene Ontology annotation, molecular function: mRNA binding. Gene Ontology annotation, cellular component: nucleus.
GGGAGGGGCGGAGGGGAAGAGGGAGGCGGCUGCCGCAGCAGCCCGGGGCACCGCUGCUGUGGCGGCAGCGGGCUGAGCCCGGCUAGCGGCACGGCGAGCUCUGCCCGGCACCAUGGCCCAGCUGCAGCCACCCACAUUGAGGGAUCCCGAGGCGGCGGAGGUGGGUGCCGGGGCCGGCGUCCCGCUGCUGGCGGCGGGGAGCGGCCCCGUGCAGAUCCGAGUGGCUGUCCAGGCGGCCGCGGAAGAGGAGGAGGGCGGCGGGGCAAGGAGCCCGGCGGCGCUGGGCUGCAGCAGCUGCAGCGAGGAGGACUCGGGGCGGUGCGGACGCUCCAGUGGUGGGGAAAAUGAUGAUGACUCUGACCAGAACUGGAAACCACCAGAUAAUGACCUAAUCCAGAAGUUAAUAGCACAGAUUGAAUAUUACUUCUCAGAUGAGAACCUUGAGAAAGAUGCCUUCCUUCUAAAGCAUGUGAGAAGAAAUAAGAUGGGCUAUGUCAGCGUUAAACUCCUCACUUCUUUUAAGAAGGUGAAACACCUUACCCGUGACUGGAGAACCACAGCCUACGCACUGAAGUACUCAGACACUCUUGAGCUCAAUGAUGAUAACAGAAAGGUUCGAAGAAAUACUCCAGUUCCAGUGUUCCCCAGUGAAAACCUCCCUACCAGGAUGUUACUGGUGUAUGAUAUACAUAUGAUUUCUGAGCUGCAGCCUGUUGACAAACAAGAAAAUGGAUGCACGCAAGAAAGGAUAAUGGAGCAUCUUCUCAAAACCUUUGUAACUUUUGGUGUAAUUUCAUCAGUUCGUAUUCUUAAGCCUGGUAGGGAUCUACCAGCUGAUAUCAAGAGGGUCAGUAACAGGUAUCCCCAGCUAGGAACUCAAGAAUGUGCAAUUAUAGAAUUUGAAGAAGUAGAUGCUGCUGUACGUGCUCACGACUUCAUGUGUGCUGAAACGAAAGAGACUGCCAUUAAAGUUGUCCUAAUAGGUAUGAAACCUCCAAAAAAAAAAGUUCCCAAAGACAAGAACCAUGAUGAAGAUGCCAGCAAAAGUCUUAAGAAGGCCAGAUCCCUUAACAAAAGAGUUGAGGAACUUCAGUUUGUCGGUGAUGAAUCUUCAGCAAAUAGCUCUUCUGACCCAGAGAGUAAUCCUACAUCUCCACUGUCAGGACGCAAAAAUACUGCAACAAAUACUAGGAGUAAUUUGAGCCCUGUCAUUCACCCAGCCAACCAUUUGAGUCCUAAUGUGUCACCCAGAUCAAGUCCUUGGAACAGUCCAUCUUCACUAAGAAAAGUAACCAAAAAGUCUCCACUGGCUGAAGACAGCAAGCUUAACCCAAGCACUAGCCCUGAAGGAAAGAAAUGUACAGAUUACUCCUCAGAUAGCAGUAUCACUCCUUCUGGUAGCCCCUGGGUACAGAGAAGAAAAGCUCAAACUGCAACACAAGAGAAGAGUCCUGCCAGUAGCCCCAUGUUAGCUCGGAAAAUACAAAAUGCAGACGGUCUCCCUGUAGGGGUGCUGCGGCUGCCUAAAGGCCCUGAUGGCACAAAGGGAUUCCACAGUGGAUGUGAACCAAGAAGGGCUGCAAAGAAUAAAUAAAUCAUUCUUUAAAAACAAUUUCACAGAUCAGUUAACUGCUUUUGGUCUAAUCUGGUGAAAACCUGUGACGUGAAUGACUGAGAUUGUUCCAUAUUUAAUUUUAAAAUAUUUUAUAUUCAUAAACUCUAUCAUUGGUGUAUUUGCUUCAAAGAACCACUGCACUGUUGAGGUUGGAAGGCAUCUCUGGAGAUUGUCCAGUCCACCUCCUUUGCUUGAGCAGGGCCUGCUGCAGCAGGUCACUGAAGGUUGUGAAUAUCUGCAAGGAGAGCAACUCCCUAGUCUGUCUGGGCAGUGCGUUCCAAUGUUCAGACAACCACACAGGAAAAAAGUGUUCUCUUACAUUCAGGUGGAAUUUCCUGUGCUUCUGUUUGUGUCCCUUUCCCUGUUACUGGGUAUUGCCGAGAAGAGCCUGGGCUUCAUCUUCUUUACCUCCUUCCCAUCAGAUACUUAAAAAACACUGAUGAGAUCAGCCCUGAGCCUUUUCUUCCCCAGUCUAAACAGCGCCAGAACUCCAAGCCUCUCAUGAAAGAUGUUCCAGUCUCUUAAUCAUCCUACAGACUUAUCUAAUGUAAUGCCCUUAUCUGUAUUAAUUUUUUAAUGUAUUAGUUUGAAACAGAUAUAUAAAUCCUUCAUAUAACUAUAUUAUUUGCAAAGUUACCAUCCUGAAAAGCAGUAUGUAAAUACUUACAUAUUAGUGGUUGUGCUAUAUUAUUGGUCUAAUCCUAAGGAACAGAGGUUUUAAAGACCGUGCUUGACUCAAAAGGAACUCUGAGAAACUUAUGCUACAAUGAGCAGUUCCUCUCUGCUUUCAUACAUCUCCAAAGACAACAUUGUGUCCAAAAUUGUGGUCCAAAGUAUGUAUUUUCAUUUGACGUGAAUUAAGACUCUGAGCAUUGAAGAUUUCUGUAAGGUUUAUCUCAUCAGAUGGAAAUAAAUGAAAACACUUAACUUGG